CGCUGGGUCCUUUUUGAGUGCUGGAUUGAAGUCGGGAGUUCACAUAUGAUGUGUUUUCGAAGCUGCGAAGGCAGCGAGUGGACCCUUGAUUUUCUAGUCCUACUUAGGUAAAGCCAAGUCCGAGUGCGUUCCGAGUAUCGUCAGCUCGUCAGCCUCGCGUGGCCGCAUUCUCUAGGCUUCUCUGUGCUUCCCUUUUCUGGCAAACACCUGGCUCGAUUGCCUGCUGUACCCUUGUCGAAGGUCCCCAGAUCACACUUCUGUACUAAGGAAAAGGACAAAUACCCGCACACCCUCGAAUCGUUGACCUGAUGGCGACCGGCGACGUGGAGAACAUAGGGAGACACUGCGAACUGGAGUAUUGCGGGCAGCUCGAUUUUCUGCCAUUCCCCUGCGCCAGUUGUAAAGGGCACUAUUGUCUUGACCAUCGAUCAGAAUACGCACAUAAAUGUCCUAAGGAGGGCAAGGCCGCCAAAGAGGCUCAAAAGAAGAGGCUAGCGGAGCAAAAUGACAGCAGCACACCGGUCAGCACAUCGUGGACAGGCAAACCAAAUGUUCUAUAUCACGAAGGCCAAUGUUCGAAAACGACCUGCAAAGUCCUCAUCGAUACAACUCGCGAACAGGGCGUGACCUGCGAGCGAUGCAACCGCCGAUACUGCCUUUCGCACCGCCACGAAGAGCAACACGAGUGCAAAACCCUUACACCGAUCGGCACACGGCCUCCUACUGUACAACAACGGACGCAAUCAGCACUCUCGAAGCUGAAGUUAUGGGCGGAGAACAAGCGCAAGGAAGACGAAAAGAGGCGAGCCGGGCCUAAGAAGUCCGGCUUCCUUGGUCUCGGCAAGAGUUCGAACUCGAGUGCGGCAGUGUCGGCACAGGUCGAGCUCAACGCGCUCAAGCGUGCAGCGAAGGGUGACGCAAAGGUACCGCAAGAGAAGAGGAUUUACCUGCACGUUGAAGCCUCAAGCGACACCACGAGAGCGAAGUUUCCGACCGGUAAAUUUUUCUACAGCAAGGACAUCAGCGUGGGAAGGGUGCUAGAUAUGGCAGCCAAGGCACUAAUGGUGGAGAACGUCAACAAUCGCAGUGAAAAAGAGGAGGAUAAGUUGCGAGUAUUCCAUGUAGAGGGUGGACGGUUGCUGAAGUUCAGCGAGAAGAUUGGCGACGCGACGCAGAAUGGAAACAUGAUUGUCUUACUGAGAGGUGUCGGUGAUGGGGAGCCAGAUCUCAUUGACUUGUGAGAUUGAUGGAAUACGAUAGCGAGCAUAUAGAAAGGCGCAGGAGGAUGGUGACAUAUUCAGAGAAGAAGAUACCCUUAUUGCAACGACUUAUGAUAGCAUUUUGCGGCGCAUCGAAUCAAUUGUGGCAUUCGGUUGUGCAUGCUCUUGCUUCCC
This is a messenger RNA of Didymella exigua CBS 183.55, 1394 nucleotides long. RefSeq lists its product as uncharacterized. The record is from RefSeq and is a predicted model, not a curated record. Gene Ontology annotation, molecular function: zinc ion binding. NCBI's taxonomy places the organism in Eukaryota, Fungi, Ascomycota, Dothideomycetes, Pleosporales, Didymellaceae. The transcript has 2 exons. Bases 309 to 1241 code for a protein of 310 amino acids. Gene Ontology annotation, cellular component: cytoplasm.